This is a messenger RNA of Arachis duranensis, 1396 nucleotides long. Its product is annotated as transcription factor bHLH35. The record is from RefSeq and is a predicted model, not a curated record. Gene Ontology annotation, biological process: regulation of DNA-templated transcription. Gene Ontology annotation, molecular function: protein dimerization activity; sequence-specific DNA binding; DNA-binding transcription factor activity. Gene Ontology annotation, cellular component: nucleus. Bases 77 to 847 code for a protein of 256 amino acids. NCBI's taxonomy places the organism in Eukaryota, Viridiplantae, Streptophyta, Magnoliopsida, Fabales, Fabaceae. The transcript has 5 exons.
CUCUUAGUACCACCCAACUUCAAACACGUACAUAAUAUUUUAUGAAACAUAUACAGAAAAGAAACCAAACUGGGGUAUGGAGGACUGUGAGGAUUACAAGAAUUACUGGGAGACCAACAUGUUCCUCCAAACCCAAGAGUUGGACAGCUGGCAAUUGGAUGAGGCCUUCUCCGGCGGCUACUACGAUUCAAGCUCUCCGGACGGCGGAGCUUCAUCGGCGGCAUCUAAUAAGAACAUUGUCUCCGAGAGAAAUAGGAGGAAGAAGCUCAAUGAAAGACUCUUUGCACUUAGGGCAGUGGUUCCCAACAUCACCAAGAUGGAUAAGGCAUCAAUCAUAAAGGAUGCAAUUGAUUACAUAGAGCACUUGCAUGAACAAGAGAAAAGGAUCCAAGAUGAGAUAAUGGAGCUUGAAUCUGAGAAGCUCAAGAAUCCAAUUAUUGCAGCAGCAGGAGACUACGAUUUUGAACAGGAUCUUCCCGUUCUUCUCAGAUCUAAGAAGAAGAGACCCGAUAACCUUCUCUUUGAUACCUCAGCUUCUUCUUCCUCAAGAAAUAACAUCAACUAUUUUCCUAUUGAACUCAUUGAUCUGAGGGUAACAUACAAGGGAGAGAAGAUAUUUGUGGUGAGCUUGACAUGCAGCAAAAGAACAGAUACAAUGGUGAAACUGUGUGAGGUCUUUGAAUCUUUAAAGCUCAAGAUCAUCACUGCUAAUAUUACUUCUUUCUCAGGCACACUCUCCGAGACGCUCUUUGUUGAGGCAGAUGAAGAAGAAAAAGAUCAUCUGCAGAUAAGGAUCCAAACAGCCAUUGCAGCUCUUAAUGAUCCCCAAAGCCCAAUGAGCAUCUGAUUUGAUGAUGAAUUAAUUAGAGGGUUAAUUAAGUUAUUAUAAUCAUUUCAGAUUAAUUGGAGUGGAAUAAAUACAAGCACUACCUAUAACGAGCUAUUUCAUACACAUUAAAGAUGACUAUCUGGAUAAAUAUUUUUAUAUAUGAAGACUAUAAUAAAAAAUGUUUAGAUAAAGGUCGCAAAAUUGUUAGUCAAUUGUUAGAUAAUAAUUUAAUUAAAUUUAUUAAAUUAUAUAACGAUUUUCGAUAUCAACUUCAUAUAAAGACAACUGCACGUAAGUUUUAUUAGUCAUUAUAUUCAUAUCUUAUCCCUUAUAUCUACAUCUUAGUUAUUAAUUUAUUAUAUUCACAGGAACAUACACAUCUUUGUAUUACUAUUUCUGUAUUUUAUCCUUUAUAUUAAUCUUCGUGAGUCAUGAGGUGUUGGGUGUACUUGAUGAACGAAGAAAUGUGGGGGUGAAUUGUGAAUUUUUAGGAUAUUUCCCACUAAUUGUUGUAUUUACUAUUUAGUGAAGAUAUGAAUAAUAUGUUUGCUGCUUUUGUUUGUGCUC